Panicum virgatum (switchgrass) is the source of this 1796-nucleotide messenger RNA. Its product is annotated as putative B3 domain-containing protein REM15. The record is from RefSeq and is a predicted model, not a curated record. Lineage: Eukaryota; Viridiplantae; Streptophyta; Magnoliopsida; Poales; Poaceae. Gene Ontology annotation, molecular function: DNA binding. The transcript is spliced from 6 exons. The coding region runs from base 204 to 1559 and encodes 451 amino acids.
AGUAAUAGAAAUUGAUUGAAUUGGGAGCUAAUUAUGUCUGUCACUUUUGUUUUGUCAGCAUUUGCCGAUACUAACACAGAAGAGGAAGACCGCGACCAUCUUCCAGUAGGAAACGCAAUGGCAGGGCGAAUAAGCCAGGCGGCGAAGAGAAUUCCGAGAAGCUAACAAGUCCCAUAACUUCGUCGAACAAAGCACCAUUGUCAAUGAAUAGGCCAGUCUAUAAGGUUGGACCACCAUCCUGGAUAAAGAAGGAGAUCAGCGGCUGUACACUUUGGAAACGCCUUACGAUUGCAGGGACCUUCUGCAAGGCGAUCGGGCUAAUUUGGAGGACGUCCGAGGUCACGCUCAGGACAACGGCGGACAAGGAUCAUGGCCACAGGUCAUGGCAGGUGGGCUUUCUGUUCUACGAGAAUCGCAAUUCCGGCGAGCUCACUCGGGGUUGGAGGAGGUUCUGCACGGACAACAUGAUCAAGGAAGGAGACAUCUGCACCUUCAACAUCAUCGAGACCGCAUUGUGGCACGUCGACAUCACGUGUCAUUGUGAGGACCAGGGCACCAUUAGCAAUGAGCUAGAGCGGAGUGAUAAAACGCCAUUAUCAGAUACGGAAAAGGAAGAUGUUCCAUCUUCCAGUAGGAAAUGCAAGUGCGAGGACAAGAAGCCAGACGGUGAAGAGAAUUCCAAGAGGACGAAAGGUCCUACAACUUCAUUGAAUGAGGCCCCAUCAUCAAUUGUCUACGAGAUUGGACCACCAUCCUGGUUGAAGAGGGAGAUCAGCGCCCAUAUACUCUCGGCUAAACUGUAUGUUCCGAGAAAUUUCUACAAGGCGAUCGGGCUCAACAGGUCCUCUGAGAUCACACUCAGGACUACGACGAAUGAGGAUCAUGGCCUCAGGUCAUGGCAGGUGCACUUCUUGGUGUAUCGGAAUCGUGGCACGCUCACUCGGGGCUGGAGGACGUUCUGGGCGGACAACAUGAUCAAGGAAGGAGAUAUCUGCACCUUCAACGUCAUCGAGACCACAUUGUGGCACGUCGACAUCACGCGUCAUCGCGAGGACCAGGGCACCAUUAGCAAUGAGCUAGAGAAGAAUGAUAAAAUGACAUUAUCAGAUAUGGAAAAGGAAGAUGUUCCAUCUUCCAGUAGGAAACGCAAGUGCGAGGACAAGAAGCCAGACGGUGAAGAGAAUUCCAAGAGGACGAAAGGUCCUACAACUUCAUUGAAUAAGGCCCCAGCAUCAAUUGUCUACGAUAUCGGACCACAAUCCUUGUUCAAGACGGAGAUCAGCGCCUAUAUACUCUCGCUACACUUGUCUGUUCCGAGGAAUUUCUGGAAGGCGACCGGGCUCUGCAGGACCUCUAAUAUCACGCUCAGGACUACGGCGAAUGAGGAUCAUGGCCUCAGGUCAUGGCAGGUGCGCUUCUUGGUGUCUGGGAAUCAUGGCAUGCUCACUCGGGGCUGGAGGACGUUCUUGGUGGACAACAGGAUCAAGGAAGGUGACAUCUGCACCUUCAAAAUCAUCAAAACCACGCUGCGGCACGUCGACAUCAUGCGCCACGGCUAAGCCUUGUGUAUUGGGCAUCAGUUGGUCAUGUAUGAAGUGAUGCUGCCUAAUCUUAUUCAUGACUUUUUGGUCAAGAACUGAUCCAGCUCUUAUGAGGCCUGCACUCCAUUUUCUGUUAGGGAUAUAAAUUAACAAUGGAGCUCUAGGACAUGUUUGUAAAAAUGCCUGUCAGGCAAUCUGUAUUCAGUCGGUGAACUAAGCAUCAUUUGCAGUUCUAAAUUGUGCCUUAAGUCAUGC